Molecule: messenger RNA, 1315 nt
Organism: Paramecium pentaurelia
Lineage: Eukaryota; Ciliophora; Oligohymenophorea; Peniculida; Parameciidae
Source: the annotation of a GenBank genome assembly
AUGAUAUUUCCAACUGAGCCUUAUAUUAAGAAGAAGUUCUUUUAUAAAAAUAUGUUGGCAGAUAACUCAAAGAUAGACUUUCUUAAUUAAUAUAAGGUUUUGUAAUAGAUGAAAGAUAAUCACUCUAAUAAUAACAGAAAUCACAUUCAUACAUAAGUUACAUAGGUAAGUCUCUAUAAAUAGAUGUUCAGUAUUCAUUCUCCUCAGUCAUCACAAAUAAUAAAUAAAUCAUAAAGGCCAGGAUUCAGUUCAGUAAAGCGUUUUCAUACUCAUAAUUCUUAAUAAACUAUUCCGAGUAGACCUCCUAUUAAAACUUCUAAAUAAGAGAGCAGAAAGGAACGUAGAGCUCCUUUGCAUAAAAGAAAAUUAAUUUUGAAAUAAUCAUCUUUAGAAAUCACAGAUUAUUUAUAAUAUCUGAAAAGCUAAAAGAAAUCUAAUACUUCUAUUAAAUAUUCAGAUCUUUUAAAAGAAGAAAUACCUAUUAUAACAAUGAAUUAAUAGAAAUAACAAAAUUAUAGAAAAUAAAAAGAAGAAUAAAGAAAUUAUUUGCAAUUAUUAUUUUAAUGGUAAUUCACAUCCAUAAUCCACUAGUACGAAUAUAGUGUCUCGUAUUUAGAAUGGAAGUAACUUUUAGGAUAUUAUUAAUACAUGUACUCAUCAAUAUCCUAAUCUAAAACACACAAUAGAUUAGUUUAUGCAAGAUAUUGAAGUUGCUUCAACUAUAUAUACAAGUCAAUCUUAAUUAGGAGCCACUCUUGGUAGAAUCACUGGAGUUGAUCAUAAAAUUUUUUAUUUGUUUUUCAGACCUUAAAAUGAAUACCCAGAAUCUAAUUUAUUAUAUACUAUUGAUGAGGAUCUCUGUAAAAAUUAUAAAUUUAUAAAACCAACCAAAUAUGAUAUUUAUUACAGAAUCUUUGGAGCAGGUGAUUUACCAUUAGAAUUUUAAGAUUAAUUAGGAUAAUCCGAGCCUUAAAUUAAAAGACAUAAAAUUAGACAUUAAUAAAAUUAAUUUGCUUAAUAAAAUAAAGAUGCAAACCCUACUAUUGAUUAUGAUUUUGUUAAGAAGAUAUCUUACUACUAAAAAAAUUUAUAAUUAUUCUUAAAGUAGAAAUCAGGCGAUAUAUUAUCCAAUCUCAGAUAAUAAAUGAUAGACGAAAAGUAACAAAAUGGUAAUCUCAUUAGACAUACUAUACUUUCAAAAUUAAUAGAUUCAGAAAAUUAAUUUGGCCAUUUCCCAUUAGUAACUCGAUAAAAUAGAUAUUUAUUCGAAAAGGUUGAAUACGAUCAAAGUAUACUUAAUAAACAAAAAAACUGA